Molecule: messenger RNA, 942 nt
Organism: Betta splendens (Siamese fighting fish)
Lineage: Eukaryota; Metazoa; Chordata; Actinopteri; Anabantiformes; Osphronemidae
Product: olfactory receptor 52A1-like
Exons: 1
Coding region: 1-942 (313 amino acids)
Biological process (GO): G protein-coupled receptor signaling pathway
Cellular component (GO): membrane
Molecular function (GO): G protein-coupled receptor activity; olfactory receptor activity
Source: RefSeq, a predicted model, not a curated record
AUGGAUCUGAACAGCACGUACAUCACCCUCGACGGGUACGUGGAGUUGUCUAAGUACAGGUGUCUCUACUUCCUGCUGCUGUUCACUGCCUAUAUUCUGAUUCUGUGCAGUAACUCCACCAUCAUGUGUCUCAUAGUGAUUCACAGGAGCCUCCAUGAGCCCAUGUACGUGUUCAUUGCCGCUCUGUUGACCAACUCACUUCUUUUCAGCUCCGCUCUUUAUCCAAAGCUGCUGCUGGACGUUUUAUCAGAGACACCGGUGGUGUCGUACCCAGUCUGCCUCUUCCAGUGGUUCAUGUACUACACGUUGGGUGGCUCAGAGUUCCUGCUGCUGGCGGCCAUGGCCUACGACAGAUACGUGUCCAUCUGUCGACCUCUGUUGUAUCCCAGCAUCAUGAGGAAGGCCAAUGUCUGUGUCUGCCUGCUUCUGGCCUGGCUGCUGCCUGUUUGUCAUACAACAGCUGUAAUUAUAAGAAAUGCACAUGAGAAACUGUGUAGGUUCACUUUCACUGGGAUCAUAUGUAACAGCACUGUUUACAAACUUCAUUGUUUGACUUCAGUGGUGCUAAAUAUCUACGGGUUUGUAGUUCUGGUGAACAUCUUGCUGCUCCCGUUGCUCUUCAUCCUGUUCACCUACGUCAGGAUUCUGAUCAUUUCCUACCGCAGCGGCAGAGACGUGAGGAGGAAAGCUGCUAACACCUGCUUACCUCACCUGCUGGUUCUCAUCAGCUUCUCCUGUUUGGGUAUCUAUGAUGUGCUUCUGGCUCGAAUCGAGACUGAUUUACCAAAAGUUUUGCGGUUAAUUCUUUCUUUACAAGUCAUUUUAUAUCAUCCUCUGUUUAAUCCUAUCAUAUAUGGAGUGAAAAUGAAGGAAAUAUAUAAACACAUCAUGAAGCUGUUCUGUUCAGACAGAAGGUUAAAAUGUGCUAAAGUCCAUCAUUAG